UAUUCUUUAACGAGAAGCAGAAGUGAUAGUGUCAAUAGUGUCGUUUUCGGGUCUCGUGGAAAUUUGUUGGGGAAAAUUUGCUUGAAAAAUAUGUGGUGGUAAAUGCACAAAUAAAUUUCGAUGUUAUAAAAAGAAAUAGUCGCUUCUAUAUCACAACACUUUCGCAACUGGUGCAAUUAAUGUUGCGUAAAGUAAAAUUGGAAAUAAAUCUGUGUAUGUGCGUGCGUACGUGUUUUGUAUUGGCGGAAUAAAAAAACACAUUAAAGAAAAGGCUAAAAAGUUAAUGCAAACGCAAAGUGGUAGCCUAGUGCAUAAAAAACGCCGACGUUGAAAACGAAGAAGAGUGGAAGAGAACAAGCAGAGAAAAGUUCAGUUUAUUCUGUGUGUUGGCCAAAAGUAAAAUUGCAACAGCGACGACGACGACGACGUUAGCAUAAGCAGCAGCGACGGCGGCGACAAGCCCAAAAAGACAGUGUCAAAAUUAUGUGUGCGGCACAAAUGAUUUUUAUUGAGGCCAACGCUAUGAAAUCGAAAUGCUAAAAUAUCAAUCAGUAGUUGUGAAUUAAAAGCAAAUAACAGAUACAAGUACAUACAUACACUUGAUGUGAAUCAUAAAUGAAAUUCAUUGAUUAGAGUGAAUUUUAUGCGAAGCAUUGUGUUUGAACGACCCAUUUUGCUACAUACAUAUGUAUAUGGCUUAUCGCGUAUGGAAUUCAGCGCAUAUUUCAUUGAGUUCUCGCAAAACCGCAAUUUGAACCGCUUAACGAGCGUCAAGUGAUUGGUGCAGUCAUUAAGAUUGUUUGUUUAAAAUCGUUUUCGAUUUUUGGCGACCGUAUUUAUUACUAGAUUUGUGGUAGUCAUUCCUUGUCUAAUAUACCUUACGAGUAUAAUUUGCAAAAUCUGUUAGAAAGUCAGAGCGCUAAUGAGUGUGCAAAAAAUUAAACUCUCAACAAUUAUAACCAGCGCUUUACACAUUUUGAAUUGUCGUAAGCCGCUAAAGUGCUAAACACAAUAAAAAAGGUUUUAAUUAAAUAAAUAAUUUUUUAAGCUUAAAGGUGUACAUUCAUAUUGUGAAAAGUAGUAAAUUAUAAAUAUUUGAAAUCUAAAUUCAGUGAAGUAAUCAAUUUACGACAGUUUGAGCGCAAACUGCUUAAAUACCCCCCAUUAAUAUCAAGUGCAUUUAAUGAAUUCAUUAAAAUAUAAUUAAAAUUGUCAAUUGGAUUUAUUGCUUUUAGUGUUUUUAAAGAGCGGUAAAUUUCAAAAAACCGAACAUAUUUCAAAAAGCUUGUGAACCACAUAUUAUCACAGUUGCUGCAUGGUUUUUCUGAUAAGAUCUUAACGAGUUCGCCGGGCUAUUUUCGUUGCUCUAACAGUGAAGAGAGUCAUUGUUAAAAAAGUUCAUCUGUGCAUAAAUCCUCGAUAAUCUCUUAAGUCCUUAAGUAGUAACAAGUUUUCUACAACAAACGAGCUGCACACUCGUAUUUUUUGCAAGCCAACCAUUCGGCCGUUGCUAAGAUUCGUCGUUAAGCUGCUAAGUGCCAUUUACAGAGAAAAAAACAACAACACAAAUACAACCAUUGUGGCUACAAUAACGGUAAACAAGUGCAAAAGUUUGCAUCUCGUAGUUCGGAACAGUGCGUAUUGUUGUUUUUGUAUACAUGCUAGCUACUAUCAAGCCUAAUUGAGGAUCCCUAAACUAAAAGUGUCUGAAGAGCAUCGACCGACUACAAAUUUGCUGAUCAUUAUCUUCACCUUCAAGAAUUGCCAACCAUAUCUAACCGUUAAAGUGAUCCAAGGUGAUUCAAGGCAAAUGAAGUUUCAAUAAACAACUUUCGCACAAAAACGGCAACAAAACGCACGAGACAUUCUUAGAAAUAUUAAGGAUUGAGCAAAAGAGAAGCGCACAAAAUCUCAAUAGAAACCCUGCAACAGCACAAACAAUAUCGCCCAGCCUACUUCUGUGCUGGCAUGUUGCUGUGGUUGGCAUCGCUAGCAAACUAAAUGACGCCAAUCGUUACAGCAACAACAACAAUAAUAAUAAAGCAAACAUAUCGAGCCAUUGAAACGGCACUUUCCGCUGGACACGGACACACACAAAUGCGGCCAGAGGCAGCGCGAGGCGACCUAGCACCAAUUACAAUAAAUAAAAUAGCAAAAGCGACAACAACAACAGAGAAAUUACAGCGUUUUUCGCAUUAGUUGCGUAGCGUGAAAGCAAGGCGGGAAGUGAGUGUUUACGCCGCGUGGUCAGUGAGCGACAGGAAGUCCGCCUGUGUGUGUGUGUGAGGCUUAGUGUGGAACACGCCCAAGACCCCUAGCAACAGAGAUUUUUGGUCGUGUACGCCAAAACGCGCUAAGCACGUUCGGCAAACGAACGGUACAUACGCACAACAACCGGAAACGGAAACACAAGUGCUACAAACGACAGCCGGCAAAAACGUUUGGCAAUUUGCUCCGCCGGACAGGCAGACAAUCUAUGAGCACCGUUAGUUGGCUUUCUGACAGCGCUGUGCACAUAUUUACCAUUCCGCUGCACUAACUGUGUGUGUGUGCGCUUAUAUACUUCGUCGAUAUGUAUGUGUAUGUUUGCGGCGUCUAUGUGUAAAGGUGUUAUGUAAUCACGCGCCAUUACUGGAGGCGUCAAACUACCAAUAAUUGGUGCGCAGCGUCGCAAAAAACAUUUUAUUCAAAACAUAAAGGUCACGGCGUUGCCAAGCGGUAAACGUAAUAAUUUGCUGCGAGCAAAUAAUAUUGCCACACUUUUAUUGCUUAGUCAAGAAACACACACACAGACACGCGCACAUUCAAGCACGUGUUCACAGCAUUAAAAGACACAGCUGCCAUAGUUUGCGGCCGAGCAAGUGCCGGACAAUUAACUUCAACGCCCAGUCAGUGCUUGAGGCGGCGCGACACGUGCAAGCCGCCGCUCAAUAUCCGACAGUGUAGAGAUCUUUUUUCCAGCCGGCCAAAGGAUACAAUAAAAAACCGCCAACCUGGAACUAAUGGAAUUAGAGAAUAUUGUGGCCAAUACGGUCUACUUGAAAGCCAGAGAAGGUGGUUCGGACAGCAACAAAGGCAAGAGCAAGAAAUGGCGCAAAAUACUACAAUUCCCACACAUAUCGCAGUGUAUACACCUCAAAGACAAAUUAGAUAUAAGUUAUGGUUACGUGAUAGACCAACAACCCAUCGGCCGUAUUUUGUUUCGGCAAUUUUGUGAAAGCAAACGGCCGAUAUAUUUUCGGUAUAUUUCGUUCCUGGAUGAAGUGCAGCGAAUUUCGUUUUUGCUCUCCUCCAAUGCGAAAUUUAGAUACGACGUGGAGUACGAUGAGAAUCGUAUCGCCAUUGCGGUCGACAUUGGACGACGUUUUCUGGCUAUUGACACGCCAACCGCGCUAAAUAACGGCAUUUGCGAUAUCGGCGAUGUCAUACGAUCGGCGAAUGAGAAUACAGUUGAUGACGACGAUGCCAACAACACAAGUUCCGCCAUUGAGAAUAACACUGCUGCAGAGACUGAAAAUCACAAUAAUACCACCGCCAUUAAUAGCAGCAGCAAUAAUCACAAAAACUACGAGCAUCACAAUGGCGAUGAGCACAACAGUGGCAGCAAGCAACAACAGAAACAUGUAUUGAGCGAUGGCAGUGCGACACAUGAUGCCGGCGGCUCUGGUGGCGGUGACAGUGGUGUGGAUGCGGGCGAUACAGUUGGUGGCGGCAGCGGCGAAGGUAGUGGCGGUGGGGGAGGUGGUGACGACACCGGCGGCGGUGACCUAAACAAGGAUAGCAGUAAUUGCCAUUAUAGUCCGGGUGUGGGCAAAUUGAAUCCCGCUACCGGCGAUGAACUGGUGCUGGACGUGCUCAAUGAUGAUCUUAUUGCGCGAGUGCGUGACAAGAUCACGAGCGGGAAUAAAGAACUCUUCGAACCGUGCGUAACGGCUGUGAAGGCUUUCCUGGCCGGUGAACCAUUUCAAGAGUUUGAGACUUCAAUGUAUUUCCAUCGUUAUUUGCAAUGGAAAUGGCUCGAGGCGCAACCCAUCACCUACAAAACGUUUCGCAUGUAUCGCGUAUUGGGCAAAGGUGGCUUCGGCGAGGUCUGUGCAUGUCAGGUACGUGCAACUGGAAAAAUGUACGCCUGCAAAAAGCUCGAGAAGAAACGCAUAAAAAAGCGCAAGGGUGAAUCGAUGGUGCUCAUAGAGAAACAGAUUUUGCAGAAAAUCAAUUCCCGAUUCGUUGUUAAUUUGGCGUACGCGUACGAGACGAAGGAUGCCCUCUGCCUAGUGCUAACGAUCAUGAAUGGCGGUGACUUGAAAUUCCAUAUCUAUAAUAUGGGUGGCGAUCCGGGCUUCGAAAUGGUGCGAGCACGUUUCUACGCUGCCGAAGUCGUCUGCGGACUGGAACAUCUACACCAACAGGGUAUUGUAUAUCGAGAUUGUAAACCGGAGAAUAUAUUGCUGGACGAUCACGGGCAUGUGCGAAUAUCAGAUUUAGGAUUAGCCGUCGAAAUACCGGAGGGUGAUUUGGUGCGCGGGCGUGUUGGUACAGUGGGUUACAUGGCUCCAGAAGUGAUCGACAAUGAAAAAUACUCAUUCUCACCGGAUUGGUUCAGUUUCGGUUGUUUGUUAUACGAGAUGAUCGAAGGUCAGGCGCCAUUCCGCAUGCGCAAAGAGAAGGUGAAACGCGAAGAGGUCGAUCGGCGUGUGAAGGAGGACAAUGAAAAGUAUUCUAGCAAAUUUAGUGAUGAGGCCAAAUCAUUAUGUCAGCAGCUGCUCGCUAAAUCCAUAAAAGUACGACUUGGCUGUCGAAAUGGUCGCUACGGUGCGCGUGAAGUAAAAUUACAUCCAUUCUUCAACUGUAUUAACUGGAAACGGCUGGAGGCAGGCAUGGUGAAGCCGCCCUUUGUACCAGAUCCGCACGCCGUGUACGCCAAGGACGUGCUCGACAUUGAACAAUUCUCGACGGUGAAGGGUGUCAAUAUCGACGACUCCGAUACGAAUUUCUAUAGCAAAUUCAAUACCGGCUCCGUGUCGAUUUCAUGGCAAAAUGAAAUGAUGGAAACCGAGUGCUUCCGCGAACUGAAUGUAUUCGGCGUCGACGACAGUCCAACGCCCGAUUUGCUGAUCAACGCUGUGCCGGAGCCGGAAAAAGCUGGCUGUUUUCCGUUCAGAAGAAAGAAGAAGCAACCGCUGCGCACACAGCCGAUACCCAUUCCCGAACACUUACUAACCACUAGUCACAGCGUUUCCUCGACGACCGUCGAAAGCUGAUAGCAUAAGUAAAUAAGUAGCAAUAAUGAUAAUUAUACGCAGGCGCAUUGAAUUACAAAAAAAAAGAAAACAGAAAACAAAAAAAAACAUCAAUAAUUGGUGCAAAGCCAGCAACAAACACACAAACAUACAUGCUGGUGUUUUCGAUGUUAAACUAUAAAACUACAUUUAAAUUAAUUAAUGUAGCGCAUACAUACAUACAUAUAUAAGUAAUCAUACACAUACACAUACGCACACACACCCACACGCACAUACAAACACAGUGGCGUGUGCAACAAACGACACAAAAACAUUGUUUUAGAUUACGGUGUUAAUUAAGCGAGAAUUUUCUAAGCAGAGACGAUACACGAUACAAACAAACUAUGCACAAUACAACAACAACUAACACACAAAAACACCUUUUUUUGCAUUACAUAAGCAUUAGAGAUUUAACAAAUUUUUUGCAAAUGCAUUACGCAACUAUCUAAUUGUAGUUAUAUAAUAUGUAUUCGGUUUGUAAUCUUUUUGUAUUGUGCAAAAAUAGCAACAAAAACAAAAAAAAAACAAAAACGACAAAAAUAUGCGAAAAAGUUUAUAAAUAACUGUAGUUAUAAUAUUUAAUAAUAUAUAUACAUAUGUAUGUAUUUACCGUUAGGAGCUAUGGCGUAGCGGUACAUUUGUAAUGACUACUCGUACAUAUUACUUUAAAACUGAAUGUGGAACUAGUAAACAACAACAACAAAAAAUACACCCAAAAGACUAUGCCAACAAGUGAAAACAAAAUAUACAUACAUAUACGCGCACAUACAUAUGUAAGGCGCAAAGUAAUGCAAAAAAUAUUGAAAAUACACAAAUUAAUGUAAUUAUGAAUUGUUUAGAAACUCAGCUCACAAUGUAACUACCAAACUACAAUACUAACGAUUUUGGUAAAUGUUUUCUUUUUUACAACUUUGACUACAUACAUACAUAUGUGCAUACAUAUAUGCAUGUACAUAUACAGCAGCCGUUGCAUACUUAAAUAUCACAUGUAAUAUACAUAUACUGCAUCCACACAUACAUACA
Molecule: messenger RNA, 6302 nt
Organism: Bactrocera tryoni
Lineage: Eukaryota; Metazoa; Arthropoda; Insecta; Diptera; Tephritidae
Gene: Gprk2
Product: G protein-coupled receptor kinase 2
Exons: 15
Coding region: 3003-5261 (752 amino acids)
Biological process (GO): regulation of signal transduction; signal transduction; protein phosphorylation
Cellular component (GO): cytoplasm
Molecular function (GO): G protein-coupled receptor kinase activity; ATP binding
Source: RefSeq, a predicted model, not a curated record